AUGGGAAGCAUUUCCAAGAGGGAUGAGAUGCCAUUGCAACCAAUUUUGGUUGUAGAAGUAUUUGAUGUAUGGGGCAUUGACUUCAUGGGUCCGUUUCCAAAUUCCAACGGGUUUUUAUACAUUCUGGUAGCGGUGGACUACGUCUCUAAGUGGAUUGAGGCUGUUGCUACAAGAACAAAUGACCACUCGGUUGUUUGUAAAUUUGUUCAAUCCAACAUCUUCUCCCGCUUUGGUAUUCCGAGGGUUAUUAUCAGUGACGGUGGUUCACAUUUCAAGAACUUUAAUUUCGGAAAAUUGUUGAAGCGAUAUAGCGUGAAUCACCGGAUUGCCACACCUUACCAUCCGCAAACGAGUGGACAAAUUGAAGUGUCCAACUGUCAAAUAAAAGAAAUUCUUAUGAAGACGGGUUGUCACUUGCCAAUGGAGUUAGCGCAUCGGGCAUAUUGGGCAAUCAAGACGGUAAAUGCAGAUUAUAAUGAAGCGGGAAAGAUGAGAAAGUUGCAAUUGAGUGAUAUCGAAGAACUUAGAGACGAGGCAUAUGAGUGUGCAUCGGGUUACAAAGACAAGCUCAAGAAAGUACACGAUGCAAAAUUGAGGAAGAAAACCUUUGAAGUGGGUCAAAAGGUUUGGUUGUACAACUCAAGGCUCAAAAUGUUUGCGGGCAAGCUUAAAAGCAAAUGGAUGGGCCCGUAUGUCGUUCAGCGAGUUGGGAGGUUUGGUGAUGUAGAUAUCCAAGAUGAGCAAACGAACAAACAACAAAUGGUGAAUAGCCAUCGGUUGAAGCCAUACUUGGAGGGGAACGACAUAAACAACUUGGAGCUUGACAAAGCGGGCUACAUUCUACGCCCGGUAGACGAUGAUCAACCAUGA
Messenger RNA from Helianthus annuus (common sunflower), 870 nucleotides. RefSeq lists its product as uncharacterized. The coding region runs from base 1 to 870 and encodes 289 amino acids. NCBI's taxonomy places the organism in Eukaryota, Viridiplantae, Streptophyta, Magnoliopsida, Asterales, Asteraceae. The record is from RefSeq and is a predicted model, not a curated record. Gene Ontology annotation, molecular function: nucleic acid binding. The transcript has 2 exons. Gene Ontology annotation, biological process: DNA integration.